CAUUUGCAUAAAAAGAAUGGAUUCUCAUCAGGUUCUGCUCUCAUUCUCUAUAUAAAAGAUCUCCAGUCUCCAUAUUCAACAACACCAAACACAACAAGAUAAAGUAAACAAUUAAACACACACCAAACCAAACCACACCACAACCCUUUUUCCAAAAUAAAAAAUUUUCAACCUCAUCAAGAGCUUGAAACUUGUUCCAAUGAGCAUGUUAGGCCUAAGAGAUCUAGUUUUCAUAGCUCCAAACCCAUCUUCCCUGCACCACCAACACCAACACCAAGUCCAACCCAUUUCAUCAGACCCCAAUUCCAACCUUAAUCCUCUCCCUUCAUCAGCUUCCCUCAGUGUUGGCUUUGGCAUUUUCCCUCUCCUAACCGCCACUCCUUGCAUGCCACAACAACAACACCAACAACACCCUCAGAACAACAACAAUGAAGUUCAAAACCAAGAGUGUGCUGCUAACAACACCAACACCAACACCAACACCGCCACUAACUAUUGGAACCUCAAAAUGUGCCCAGAAGUGGAUCCUGAUCCUCCAAAGAAAGGUGCAAUGAACAACCUCGUGGAUGAUGAUGAGAACCACCACAACAACAACAACAAGCUCGUGAUGACAACGUCUGAGAGUGAAGAAAACGGUGUUUACGGUCCUGAUUUCAGGGUUUGUCAAGAUUGCGGAAACAGAGCAAAGAAGGAUUGUCUCUUUAGAAGGUGCAGGACAUGUUGUAAGGGGCGCGGGUAUGACUGCAACACGCACGUGAAGAGCACGUGGGUUCCUGCAGUUCGCCGCCGCGAGCGCGAGGUGACGGUGGUUUCCGGCGGUGAGGGUGGUGGUGGUGGUGAUGGUGGUUGCUCUGUUGUUAAGAGGCCAAAGCCUUUUUCACAUAAUGCAACUGCCACCUCUCACAGCUCCAACUCUAAUGCUCCCACACCCAAAAGCUUAGCUAAUAGCUCUUGCCACCAAGAUGCUGGGUUCAAAGAGAGUUUACCAGGUCAUGUCCGUGCACCUGCAGUGUUCAGGUGCCACAGAGUCACUGCUAUUGGCAAUGGUGAAGAUGAGUUUGCUUACUUGGCCACGGUUCAUAUCAGUGGGCAUGUGUUUCAGGGGUUUCUUUAUGAUCAUGGUGUUGGUGGGAAAAAUGCUUGUGUUUCAGAGCUGCAACUGGGAAAGAAUUGUAGUGGGAAGAAUGGGGAUUCUGCAAUUGGGGUUCCACACAAUCAUGCCUACCCUGCUUCUGCUAGUUGAAGAUUAAUUGCAUAGAGGUUGACUUCAACUUUGAUGAAGGAAAAGACACACAACACUUGUUCAUUGCAAUAGAGCACCGGCACCAACCACCAUUGCCUCUCAACUCAACUCAACUCAUGUAUCCCACUUUUUUUUAUUUAUAAAUAUGUUAGCUUAGCCCUCACACUUAAAACUCUCAUAAGAGAAAUAUGAUAAAUGAUGUGAUAGAAAAAGAAGAGAGACAAUUGUGUUUGCAGUUUGCAUUGCUGUUCCUUUCUGUCUUAGUUUUAUUCGUUUAUUUAGAUCAGAACUUUAUAGCUGACUUUUAAUGAGGACUUACAACAUAUAAACUUUCUAUUUGUAAA
Lotus japonicus is the source of this 1587-nucleotide messenger RNA. Its product is annotated as protein LATERAL ROOT PRIMORDIUM 1-like. The transcript has 3 exons. The coding region runs from base 200 to 1243 and encodes 347 amino acids. Gene Ontology annotation, biological process: positive regulation of DNA-templated transcription. The record is from RefSeq and is a predicted model, not a curated record. Gene Ontology annotation, molecular function: DNA binding; DNA-binding transcription factor activity. Gene Ontology annotation, cellular component: nucleus. Lineage: Eukaryota; Viridiplantae; Streptophyta; Magnoliopsida; Fabales; Fabaceae.